Messenger RNA from Vigna radiata var. radiata (mung bean), 1796 nucleotides. Its product is annotated as polyol transporter 5. Gene Ontology annotation, cellular component: membrane. Gene Ontology annotation, molecular function: carbohydrate transmembrane transporter activity. NCBI's taxonomy places the organism in Eukaryota, Viridiplantae, Streptophyta, Magnoliopsida, Fabales, Fabaceae. Gene Ontology annotation, biological process: transmembrane transport. The transcript has 3 exons. The record is from RefSeq and is a predicted model, not a curated record. The coding region runs from base 126 to 1646 and encodes 506 amino acids.
GUGAAGAGUGAGAGAAAAUGGCAGAAGUGUGAGAUAAGAUAAGAACAGGGAACGUGAUUCUUCCUAAUUCCAAUUAUAUAUGGUCAGUGUUCUUCUCAAAACUGCAUAUAAUCCUCAAAACAAAGAUGGCUACGGAGGAAGCUGUAUCUAUGAAACAAGAUUUGAAUCCUCAAAACAAACCCAAAAGAAACAAGUUUGCUUUAGCUUGUGCCAUUUUAGCUUCCAUGACUUCAAUCUUACUAGGUUAUGAUAUUGGAGUGAUGAGUGGAGCAGCUUUGUACAUACAACGCGAUCUUAGAGUGUCGGAUGUGAAAAUCGAAAUCCUGAAUGGUAUCAUCAACCUCUACUCGCCGGUUGGUUCUUUCAUCGCCGGCAGAACCUCAGACUGGAUAGGUCGCCGCUACACCAUUGCGCUUGCCGGCAUCAUCUUCUUCGCCGGAGCAAUCCUCAUGGGAUUCUCUCCUAACUACGCCUUUCUCAUGUUUGGCCGCUUCUUCGCCGGCGUUGGCAUCGGCUUCGCCUUCCUCAUCGCCCCUGUCUACACCUCCGAAAUCUCCCCUACUUCCUCUCGUGGCCUCCUCACAUCCUUGCCAGAGAUAUUCCUGAACGGAGGGAUUCUGAUAGGAUACAUUUCAAACUAUGGAUUUUCGAAGAUGUCGCUUCGGCUGGGAUGGCGGCUCAUGCUUGGAGUGGGAGCCGUUCCGGCCAUGUUUCUCGCCGUGGUAGUGCUAGUCAUGCCGGAGUCACCGAGGUGGCUGGUGGCGCAAGGUCGAUUAGGCGAAGCCAAAAAAAUUCUGUACAAAAUCUCCGACUCCGAGGAAGAGGCUCGGCUAAGGCUAGCCGACAUAAAAGAGACGGCUGGGAUCCCUCAGAACUGCGACGACGACGUCGUAUUAGUGAACAAGCAAAGUCACGGGCAAGGUGUAUGGAAAGAGCUUUUCCUCCACCCCACGCGCCCGGUUCUCCACAUCUUCAUCGCGUCGCUUGGGAUUCACUUCUUCGCGCAAGCCACGGGCAUCGACGCCGUCGUUUUGUACAGCCCGAGAAUCUUCAAGAGCGCCGGAAUCAAAUCCGAUAACUACCUUCUGCUGGCGACGGUGGCGGUUGGGUUCGUGAAAACCGUUUCCAUUUUGGUUGCCACGUUUUUGUUGGACCGGGCCGGGCGGCGCGUGUUGCUUUUGUGCAGCGUCAGUGGACUGAUAUUUUCGCUUGUGACACUGGGUGUGAGUCUCACCGUGGUGGGCCAUUCUAGGUCUACGCUGACGUGGGCCAUUGGGCUUAGCAUCGCUGCGGUGUUGGCCUAUGUAGCUACAUUCUCGAUUGGGUCGGGGCCCAUCACGUGGGUGUAUAGCUCAGAGAUUUUCCCGCUUAGGUUGCGCGCUCAGGGCGUGGCUAUUGGAGCCAUUGUGAAUAGGGUGACGAGUGGAGUGAUCGCAAUGACUUUUCUGUCCCUCUGUAAGGCCAUUUCAACCGGGGGUGCUUUUUUUCUCUUCGCCGCCGUCGCUGUUGCUGCGUGGAUUUUUCACUACACCAUGCUCCCCGAAACACGUGGGAAGACUCUUGAGGAAAUUGAAGGCUCUUUCGGUCAUUUUUGGAGGAACCCUAAACCCAAAGGACUUCAUGACACUACGGCGAUAUCCCAUUAACGAGCAGUCUUAAAACCUCCACAAACGUUGAUUAGGAUAAUAAGGUAUCUUCUAAUAUUUUUUUCUUCCUGAGUAUCUUUAUGAUAUGUGCUUGGCAAAUGAGCUGUAUUUUCAUCUCUCAGGCCAUAAAUUAUAAGAGUGCUUCAUUAA